Molecule: messenger RNA, 8799 nt
Organism: Closterium sp. NIES-65
Lineage: Eukaryota; Viridiplantae; Streptophyta; Zygnematophyceae; Desmidiales; Closteriaceae
Source: the annotation of a GenBank genome assembly
AUGGCCAACCCACAGCAGGACGCACGGCCUCCCCACACAGCGCCAAGUGCCUCCACAAAUCCCUUCCUCGCAAAUCCUUUCAUGUCUCCAUCAUCCUCCUCCCCUUCCCCUUCAGCCGCGUUCCGCACUCCGCCUCCCGCUUUCGCUUCGCCCACUUCCGCGUCCCCCGCAUUCGCUACCCCCACUUCCGCCCGCCCCGCAUUCGCUUCCCCUCCGAUCGCCGCUCCUGUGACAUCGCCAGGCGACCGCCCAGAUCCCAGCUACGCCACUCCUCAAGCCAUCAGCCGUGCUACAUCGAGAUUCGGCCCUCCGCUUCACGCACUCCCCUCCACUCCCUCUGGACCCAAAUCCAGCCCGCGAAACCCUAGCCGGGGUGGUAACCCGAUUCGGUCGCAGCCGGUGGUUUCGCAGCCUUCAGCAGCAGCGCAAUCGGCCAGUCCUCCCGCCUUCGCAGCACCUUCCUCCUCUCCCGCCGCUUGGUACGGCUUCUCUCCCUCGGCCUCUCCUAUCGCCGAACGCAGCAACGCCAAGACGAACGCGCUCGUGUCAGCAGCCGAUGCUGCUGCUACGCCGUAUAAAGCUGCUGCGUCUUCGGCCCCUAGCAGCAUCCGACGAGCCGAAGCCGAGGAACAGGUUCGGGAGAGGUUCGGUAAUGGAGGGGCGGGUAGUCAUGCGGGUAUUUGCGAACGAGUAGGAGCCAAGGGUACUGGUCCGGUUAAGGGUAAGACACAGAAGGGGACGAAAGCCGAGCCAGCGGAUCGGAUUUCUGGCUCGGCAGGGGUGAAUCCAAUGGCUGCAGCAGACUCGGGGUGGACAGGUUCGGCAGCUGCUGCAGCUGGUUCGGGUGAUGUAGGUCCAGCGAGAGGCGCAGGAGGUGCGGCUCUUCAGAAAACGGAGAAGAAUCAAACGGACGGUUCAGAUCUACAAGAUCAUAGCAGACAAAAUGGAUUGCCAGGAGGCCGUUCCCAGCCGUCCGAUCCGCAACCGGCCUGUGUGGCGUCACACAGAGAGGAGAGAAACAGAGUGACAGGCUCUCUUGCUCCUUGUACUGUUUCCAUCACGCCGCUACCAUCGGCACUGGAGAGACAGGUUUCUCCUUCCGCCUCUCCUGCUUCCGCCCCGCUGCCCCCUCACGAGACGGGCUCCCCUUCCCCUGCCUCCCUCCCCUCCCCGUCCGCCACGCCCUCCGCUACCCCGUCCGCCACCCCUUCCGCCACCCCUUCCGCCACUCCUUCCGCCACCCCUUCCGCCACUCCUUCCGCCACUCGUUCCGCCACCCCUUCCGCCACUCCUUCCGUUAUCGAUUUCGCUACCCCGUCCUCCCCCCCUUCCGCUCCCCCUUCCGCGGCCCACUCACAUCACGGCCGUGUAAAGCGCAGCGCCAGUGACAACAACUGUCCGAGCCAGUCCACGCCCUCCUCUGCCAAGCCUGCCGUCCCGCCUCCCAGCCGAACCUCCUCCGCAGGCUCGGAGCUAGGCAAGGGCGCAGCGGCGGCGGCUGCAGCUGCUGUGGCGGAGUUUUCAGCGCGCAGGCAGCACAUGGGCGCGGAAGCUGCAGGGGCGGAGCGGGGAAAGGGGGGAAAGACGCCUAUAGGAGCAGCAGCAGGUGCAGCAGUGGUAACGACAGGAGGAAGAGAGAGAAGGGAGGGUUCAGGCAGUGCUAAGGAUCGUCCCCCUGGGGGCAGGGGGAAGGGGGGGGCAGUGGCGGGGGGGGUGUGGUGGGGGAGGGCGGUGGUGGGGGCGCUGCAGCAGCGGUCAGCGGGGGGAAUGAGGCGGCUGGCGCUGCUGAUUGCGCUCAACUCCGCGUAUUCCACUGCGGAGCUCAUAGUGGGGCUGCUCAUAGGGCGAAUAGAGCUCGUGUCUGACUCCUUCCAUCUCUCCUUCGGCUGCUGCAUCCUGCUGCUCUCCCUCGCCGCCAUGCUCGUGGGGAAACGCCCUGCAGAUGCCACCUUCACCUACGGCUAUGAGAGGCUGGAGGUCCUAGCAGCCUUCACCAACGGGCUCUUCCUUCUCUUCCUCUCCUUCUCGCUAGCAGUGGAGUGCCUGCAUGCUUAUAUCGAGGAUGAAGCAGAGCACAAGCACUACCUGGUGCUCUCUGCAGUGGUUCAUCUGCUCAUCAACCUCCUCGGAGUCUUCUUCUUUAAAAGCUUUGCCCGCCGCACAAUAACAUACCAGAGACCAAGGGACAUGAACCAUCAUGCCAUCCUGCUUCACCUUCUCUGUGACUCCAUCCGAAGUGGUGGAGUUGUGCUCGCCUCGUGGUUCAUUGCCAUUGGGGUGUACUGUGCAGAGGCCAUCUGUCUGGGCCUCGUCUCCCUCACAGUGCUGGUGCUCGCGCUGCCAUUGGUGCAAUCGUCCGGCAAUCUCCUGCUGCAGAUGGCCCCUGCAGGCAUCUCCGAACCCGCGCUGCACAAAUGCAUUCGCCAUGUGGCGGCAUAUGAGGGGGUAGAAGAAUGCAUAGAGCAUCGCUUUUGGGCAGUGGUCCCUGGACAUGUGGUGGGAACACUUACUGUUCGGGCUCAUUCAUCGGAUAUGACUGCUGACGUGGAAAGCUCCCACUGUCUCUACCCUCUCCUCUCUAUGGCGCGUUCCUCGCCUGUCCCCGCUGAUCCCGGUGCGUCCGCGUUUGCAGCGUCCUCUCUUCACAGUACAGCAACCCCUCCCUCAGAGCCGUUUAGAGAGGAAGGAGAGCAGCUUCAGUCCGUUAGGCCGUUCGAUCUAUCGCUACCCUCACGCAAUUCGUUCUUAACUCCUCAAGCCGCUCGGCCUUCCAUAGUCAUGUCAGAGAUUAACGCUGCAGCAACGGCUACAGGCUCGGCAAACCUGGCCAAUCAGCAGCAUUUUCUCCAACCAAGCCCUUGCCUCCAAUCGCCGGUUGACGUCAGUUUACCGAUCGCCAUUCCCUCCGCUCUUCGCGGGACGGCGGUAGUGGCGGUAACUGGCGCGGGGAUCGAGGCGAAUGCGCUAAGCCCGCAUUCCACGCUUAGUGGCGGAAUAACGCACAAGCUGUUCCUUAGCACGCAAUCCUUCCGCAGUUUUCCUCCCAACCUCCCCCUUUCUGCGCUUGGCUCAUGCUCCUCCUCGGGAUCGUCCGGGGCCUCCUCCCCCUGUGGCGGAACGGAACGCGGUUCGCAGUCGCUUUCCGUCAAGCGACAUCACGGGGGGUCGGAGAACUUGCUGAAACGGAUCAAUUUUAGCAUGUCGAUGCCGAAUUUGAACGGGUGGUUGAGGAAUAAAGACAGGCGGUUCGACGAAGGCGCCGGAGGUUCCGCACACGGGCCGGACGAGGGGAGUGACUUGUCGGCUAUUUUCGAAGUGCCGCAAAGCGUGGCGCAAAGUGCGGAGCGAAACGCGGUUCAGAACGCCGUGCAAACUGCCGUGCAGAAUGUAGAUGCGGGGCAAACGGCGAUCACGCUGAGCCGAAGCCACAAGGAACCGGUGCGAGAGGUGUCGUGGACUGGCACCGCGGUUGUGAUUGAAGACGAGGAGACUGCAGCGAGGUCGCCAGGCGAGUCAUCGCGAGGAAAGUGGCGGAUCACGCGAAGCAGUCGCAGCCAUCGGGAGCAUCACUCGCGAACAGGCUGGGCGACGAUUGGUGACAAGAUUCGCCUGUCAUCGCUGUCGUCGAGUCGGCUACUGCCGUCGAGUCGGAGGAAUUUUCUGAGAAACUCUCCAGGGUCGAUGAAUUCGAUAAGCCUCACAGGGCCCUUGGGUCCCGCGGGAGGGGAGGAUUUUAUUACCAUGAGCCUUGGCCAAUCCUGUGGUCCUUCUGCUCCGGAAAAUCCGCAAAGGCCGGCCGGAGGCGCGGCGGAAGCGGCGGUCGUGGAAGGGGCGCGCGAGGGGGAGGCAGCGGACUGCGAGGGUGGAGAGCAGGAGCUGUUAGGACUAGAGGCGGAGGAAGGGAUAGUCGUCUCCUGGUCUUUAAAUAACGACGCUGCGGCGCGGGGGAACGGCGGAGCGACGUGCGCAUCGGCGGAGGGAGCGGAGUGGGCAGAAGGGGUGGCGGGGGAGGACCGCAUGCAGGUGGUGGCCUCAGGUAAUGGCUACGUGUUUUCUGCCGUGUAUGACGGAUUCACCGAUACGUCAGCAGCCGAUUUUCUUGUCGCUAAUCUGCACUCGCGCUUCGCCCAGCAAUUAGUUGCCCGCGGGUUGGAUUUCGGAGAGGCAAACUCGAAUGCCUCGUCGGUCCCGGCGGAAGGAGCUGCGCAGAAAGAAGCGGAGGCGAAAGACACAUCGCGGCGACACGAGAUGGUCCUGCAAGCACUAGCGGCGGCGCUGAGCGAAACCGAAGCGGCGUACUUUGAGUCGUUAGAGGAGCGAAUGGCGGAGCAGUUAGAGCUGGCGGUGGCGGGCGCGUGCCUCGUGGUUGCCGUGGUGGCCGGGCGUGAGCUUUACGUUAUGAACCUCGGGGACUGCCGCGCCGUGGUUGUGGCGGAGGACGGGCAGGCGGGGCAGGCUGGGCAGGCGGGGGAAGAGGGAGAGACGGGAGAGGAGGCGGAGGCGGAGGGGCGGAAGAAGCUGGCGGAGUUGCGGGCGACUCAGCUGACGGAGGACCACAACACGAGCAACGAGAAGGAGGUGGAGAGGUUGAGGAGGGAGAGGGCGGACGAUCCCGACGCCAUCACAAAGAUGCGAGUCAAGGGCAAGCUCAAGACCACCAGGGCGUUUGGUGCCGCCUACCUCAAGAAUCCGCGAGUCAACGCCAUGCUUCUCGGCAUGCUGCGAGUGCAGUACGUGGGGUCUCAGCCCUACCUCUCCUCCUCGCCACACCUGCACCACCUCACUCUCUCCCCCUCCCACCGCUACCUCGUCCUCUCCUCCGACGGCCUUUAUCAACACAUGACUCCUGCCGACGCUGCUGCCUCUGUGUCCCGCGCACUGGCUGCUGUGGAUAAGGCUUCUGGCGCUGGUAGCACCAGUGCUGAGGGUGGUUGUGGGAGCCCGUGUAAGGGCGCUUGUGGGCCGAAUCUUUCGCAUGCGCUGGUGCAAGAGGCGCUUGAUCGAGCUGCGAGAAGAGCAGGAACGUUUGAGAGCGUUCGGAGAAGCCAUUCAGUGGCGGAUGGAAGGCAUAGAGACGACAUCAACCCUGCUCAACAUGGGAGGCACCUGUGGGACAUCCGACGGCACACAACACCCCCUGCAGCGGGAUUUAACGACCGCUUCACCGCUCUGCACUCCUCACAACCUCUCCCAGCACUGGGUCCUUUCCGUUCAGAGAGCGGCAGUGCAGCAGCACAUAUGCCUGGCUACUCCCAUGGAUUGGCACCAGGAGUAACAUCAGGGGUUUCAUCAGGAUUGACCUACACAGGGAUGCUGGAAGGCGGGCCGUCAGCAUUGGAUCCUGGAGGGAGGGGGUUCAGUGCGCUGAGUGAAUUUGAUGCAGAGGUGGCUGCAGCAGGGGGGAAGCAGCAAGGCGGCAGCAUGAUGCAAGCGAUGCAGGCUGCAAUGGGAGAAGACCCUCGGCCUUCCCUUGGCGAUUCCAAUCAGUUUCCAUGGUCCUCCUUGGGGCACAGAGCUGGGGGAUAUGGGGCAUCAGCACUUGAUUACUCAUCUCGCCUGUCCGCAAUGGGGAUGGGUUUGGGGUCAGGAGGAACUGGAGCUACAAUGAUGCAAGGAUUGGAAUCUCUCAACUACCAACAGCUUUCCGGAAGGGCACAGGGGCAGGGGAUAACAGGGGCUGAUGACUUUCCCGGUAUGGUGGGAGCAUCAUCUGGGGGGCUGUCUCAUAGGCUAGCUAUGGAUGAAGGAAGGAUGCUCAUGGGUCAAGCGGAGGCUGGCAUGGAAGGGAUUGGAAGCGGCACUGGCUUGGCAGGAUUCUUGCAGUACCACCACCAUAGCCUGGAUCCGUCGCCGCUUCCCCGCACACCAUCAGGCCAAGUCAUCAUGCCAUCCGGCCACGUCAGCAUGUCGGACAGAGCGUACCUGCAGCAGCCGGCCAGCACCUCGUUCCAGAGCCUCCUCACUGCUCCGGAGGAGAGAGGUCUACCCGGCUGGCCUGACAGGGCGCUAGGCUUCGAUGCCGGCCCAUCUUUUGGCGGUGGUGGUGGUGGCGGUGGCGGUGGUGCGUCCAGUGCGGGCAUGACUGACGCCAUGCUGUGGUCCGCUAGUCUCCACAGGGAUCUCCAAGAAGCAGGCAGGCUGGGAGGAGCUGCUAGAAUGGGUUCUGGUGGAGCUACGGCUGCUGGGGUUCAGGCACAGCAGCAGCACGAGGGGGGUCUGGAGCAGAAGCAGCGUCAGGGUGAGCCGGGAGUGGGAGGUGCGGGCGGUGAUGGGAAAACUAUUGAGGCAGAGAGUGGGGCACUGGACGCUGGUGCGGAUGGGGCACAGGGGGAUGAUGCAGGGGGGGUUGGUGGGGCAACACAGGGUGGAUUGGAGGGCGGUGAGGGGAAGGGGAGCGGAGGAGCAUCAGAGGGGGAGGGAGGAGAUGGGGGUUUGCAGCGGUCGUCACGGCUGCCUCCCUGGGCGAGGAAACAGCUGGAGCAGUCAGGAAGGGCCCUCGGGGGCGACCCUUUCCGUGUGUCCUCCCCUCGACUCGCCUCCUCUCCCCAUCUCUCCUCCCAAUUCUCCUCCCCGCUCUCUUCCCCACACCUGCCAUCUCCCCUCUUCUCCCCCGGCCAGCCUUCUCCAUUCUCCUCCCCUUGCUUCUCCCACCUCCCCUCCCCUCGCCUGGCCGAAUUCCAACGCCUCUCCAUCUCCAUCCCACCCAGCCCUCCCCCUUUCGGCGCACACUCCCCCUUAGGGGCGUACACACCCAUGGGCGCACCCUCCCCCUCUUCCAGAAUCCCUGGCUCCUUCCCCUUCCCCACGCAUUCCCCCCUCUCUGGUGCCUUUCCUUCCGCCAGCCCCAACACCCCUUCUGUGGCCAAAAUCUCCCCCAGUGUAGCUGCAAGCAACCGCAGCAAGAGGAGGCUGGCCCUUCGCGCCCACCACUCAGGGGCGCAUAUCCCUGGUAGAGGGCGGCACACAGGGGGAAGAGGCGGAGGUCUUGGGGGAUCCCUGGGGUCCCCAAGAGGGAGCGGACGAAUGGGGCAGCAGAGGAUGAGGGUGCAGGGGACGUCUGGGGGUUUGAAUGUGGGUGGAGAAGGGAUGGGUGGGACGGGGUACGAGCAGGGAGCGGCGGGUGUGGCAGCGCAGCAGAUGAGUCCGGGGCAGGUGAUGGUGCAUGGGAAUGUGAGUGGCAGCAGCAGUGGCGGGGGAGUUAUCGGUGGCAGCAGGCUGCGACCACAGGCUUCACUGACCGAGUCCGAAGGCAGGGGGUCUCUCACCCGGUCGGAAGGGGAGGGAAGCGGAGGCAGUGGCGGCAGCAGGGGCACGGCACUGGCAAUGCCACGUAGGAUCGCCAGCAUGGAGGUCACCGGUGACGUUGCAGGGCCUGCUGACGUGGAUGGUGGUGCUGACGUGGACUCCAAGUCGGGCGGGUCUGCUGGCAGCACGCCAAAGCAGCUGCAAGGCGUGUCCAACCAAGAUUUGUCUCCAUCCACAGGCACUGGCUUCCGUGGCUAUGGCUCCAAGAGCAAGUCAAUAGGCGUGUUGUUUGAGAAGCUGCUGACGGCCAGUGACACGAGCCACCUGGGCAGGAUCGUGCUGCCCAAGAGCAAGGCAAUAGGCGUCUUGUUUGAGAAGCUGCUGACAGCCAGCGACACAAGCCACCUGGGGCGGGUGGUGCUGCCCAAGGUGCCGGCAGAGCGCUUCCUGCCACACGUGGAGAGCAAGGAGGGCAUUCUCAUCAUUGUUGAAGACUCCAUCGGCGGCCAGUGGUGCUUUCGCUACAGGUAUGCUCCUUCGAUAGUGUUGGUGCUUGUGGUACUGAUGCUGAAGGAGCAAAAAGCGCCACCAGCAGUGCUCGCCGCGCCUCCCACCGUCGCCAGCCCAUCCAUCCUCGCCGCCCCCACCACUCCUGCGCCCGUCCUCGCCCUCUCCACGCACCCUGUCCCGCUCUCUGCUGUCCCCAUCACCCCCUGCAUCGCACCUGCUGUGACCGUCCCUAUCACCCCUUCGCGAGCCCCUCUCUCUGCUCUCCCUACUAUGUCCAGCGUAACACAGGACGUCCUACCCCAGUUCCCACCUCCACCUACGUCCUCCUUUGGUUUCCUCCAGCACAGACCAGACCUGCGUCCUCAGCCCCACUCCCUCCCUUCCCCACAGUCGCUCCUCCUUUCACACUCACUCCCUCUCACUCGCUCCAUUGAUCGCUUUCAGGGGAGUAUCAUGCAGGGAGGUGAGCAGAUAGAAAGCGUCCCUCCUACCCAAGACCCACUUCAGGUGGACCCCCACCUCCCCUCUCCCCACAGCCACACGCCCCGCCCUCUCAGGCUGCUCUCCGCAAAGAAGGCAGCAGAGGCAGGAGCAGCAGAGGCAAGUGUGAGUGGUGCUGCGAAGUUAGACUUGAAGGAGGGUUUCGAAGGGAGCUGGCAGACUGCUGCUGCCAUGGCCCUGCUCCCUGGCGAUCAGGGUUAUGAGGAGCCAACUCGCGGUUUUGGGCAGCCAAGCAGUGGCUUUGAAGACCCUAGCUGCAGUUAUCAUGUGCCGAGCGGCCGUAUUGUGCAGGAUCAGGAGAAUUGUAUCGUUGGCCAGUUGCAGUAUUACGGUGAUUUGGUGGGAGGAAUGGUGAGGGGCGACGAGAAGGGAAUGGAGAGAGGAGGGAGGGCGAUGGAAGAGGAGGGGUUUGCGGCGAUGGGUGCUGGAUUGGGUGAGACGGAAGCAGACCGGCCUGCACACAUGGGGAAUCAUCUAGAUGCCCUUAUGGAAGAUGCAGAGACAGAGGCGGCUUUGGGUGAGAAGAUCCUGGUUUUGAGCUGA